Molecule: messenger RNA, 498 nt
Organism: Drepanopeziza brunnea f. sp. 'multigermtubi' MB_m1
Lineage: Eukaryota; Fungi; Ascomycota; Leotiomycetes; Helotiales; Drepanopezizaceae
Source: RefSeq, a predicted model, not a curated record
AUGGAUAACCCUUUCGUAGAGAGUAAGCUCAGGCCAGGUCUCAAGCUAGCAAUCUCAGAUAUUGGUCAGUCAGAGAACAAAGGCAUGGUAUUACUACUCUUGAGGCGAUUCCGAAUCAUGCUGAUGCUGGCUAGAUAUGAUGCGCUGCUAUUUCGAACAUAUGCCGAGAUCAUCGAUCCGGACCCCAAAGGGCCAUACGUACCGAGCUUCUCCGAGCGUGGUUUCGAAGAACGCAAUGCUCCCGGACAAGACCUCGCUUUGAUGACGAAGCUCUCUUCGUUGGCUGAAUGUAUGAAAUUCACGCUCCAUGCCAACCUUCACGAAUUGUGUAGCGAGUGGACUACCGGGAUCGAGAGCUUACAACCUUUGCCACGAAAGGAUUUGACUGAAGCAGAAGAGCAAGUCCGAAUCCGCUCCACAGUCUCAGCCAGCAAUGCUAUAAACUGCAACAGGAAACUUAUCCAAUUUCAAUUCGCCGGCACACUGGUGCAUGAAUAG